This is a messenger RNA of Corylus avellana, 1624 nucleotides long. The record is from RefSeq and is a predicted model, not a curated record. NCBI's taxonomy places the organism in Eukaryota, Viridiplantae, Streptophyta, Magnoliopsida, Fagales, Betulaceae.
AAAAAAUAGAAUAGAAGACUCAAGAAAGAUUGUUUACAUGAAAGUGGAAUGAGAGAGAAAAAGACAGAAAGAAACAGAGAGAGAAAGAGAGAAAGCAAGAAAAGGAGAGUUGCUGAGGUCUGACACACCCACCACCCCCAUUGACGACCGCCACGCGACCUCUCCCUUGAGGUAGGCUGUUCUUCCGUUCCGCCGCCUCUCUUUAAUUCCCCCAAUCCCCCAAGAUGAAAGAUCCCUCCUCCUCCUCCUCCAGUUGUUGGGUGCGUUUGCAAGAUUUCAGUCAAGAGAAGAAAGAUAGAGCCUUUUGGUGGGUAGCUAGGUAGGUGAGGAUUGCAUGCACAAGGUGUAACGAUGGCCGUUAGUUUUUUCACUGUGUAGAUUCUCCAGGCUUAGAGACAGACACGUUGUUGAGUUUCCAAAACUGAAACGCUCCAAAUUCAAUCCUGUCCUUUCCUUCCCCAAAUCCUGCAUGCUCCUUUCUUGAUAUAUAGACAUAAAAAAAAACAAAAAACAAAAAGAAGAUAAGAUGCAGCAAGAGAGAGAUGAUGGAGGAGAAGGAGCAGAAGACAUGAAGCAAGAGCGGAGACUGAAGCCUAUGCAAGCUGAUCAAAAUCAGCAGCAGCAACAUCAGCAGCCUCAAAAAUGCCCUCGGUGUGAUUCUCUAAACACAAAGUUUUGCUAUUACAACAACUAUAGCCUCUCUCAGCCGCGGUACUUCUGCAAGACAUGUAGAAGGUACUGGACUCAAGGAGGAACCCUCAGAAAUGUCCCCGUCGGCGGCGGUUGCCGGAAGGGAAAGCGUGCUAAAACCUCCUCAUCGUCUUCCGGUGAGAAUCCACGGCCGCAACAACAAAACCCACCAUCUGCAUUAAUCGCCUCUAUUAAUCCAAUCAUCCAAACAAGCCCCGCAGCUCUAAGGAGUAAAGAAGGAUCGAUCCCGUCAAUUGCGCCUUACUAUGCGGGAGGUGGCUAUUUGUCUUCUUUGGGAGCAAUUCAAUCACAUUCUUUCACUCAAUCUCUCCAUGUUGGGGGCUCUUCAAAUAUGGAUCUGCUACAGGGGUUUUCUCUCCCUUCUUUCGGAUCACAGCAGCAGCAAACGCAAUUUUAUCAAAUGGGUAGUUCUCAGGAUGAUUGGCAUCAGAGCUUUAUGAGCAAUCCAAAUCCCACGGCAUCCGAUGCCGCUUUGUGGAGUAUGAGCACCAUCACCACCACAACCGGAAACACUAACAGCAAUAACAACAACGGCGGCGGCGGCUCUGCCUUGAAUAUUCCAAGUCAGUGGCCUAAUCUGCCAGGAUAUGGCGGCCCUCCUCCUAAUUCCUCCUGAUGGGUGUGUUUCCAACUUCAGGAUAUAUGAUUUGUGGAAUUCUUUUACUUCUGUAUACAAAAGAGUCCCAUUGGACAUCUAUCUAUUUUACCCUUUUGUCUACUUGAUUUAGUUUGUAUCAUGGAACAAGGAGUGGUAAGAAUUUUGUGAUGUGGUAAAUGAAAGAAAAGCGCGCGGCAAUCGAAUAGAUCGCCUUCGUUCUUUAUAGUACUAUAGAGAAUUUCUGGGUUGGGUUAGGUUGUUUUGAACUUUAUGAUGAUUUUAUUAUAAGCUAAUACCAAGAUGUUUGAGAGCUUU